Oxyura jamaicensis (ruddy duck) is the source of this 2160-nucleotide messenger RNA. RefSeq names its product DNA polymerase lambda (gene POLL). The transcript has 9 exons. The record is from RefSeq and is a predicted model, not a curated record. Gene Ontology annotation, molecular function: DNA binding; DNA-directed DNA polymerase activity. NCBI's taxonomy places the organism in Eukaryota, Metazoa, Chordata, Aves, Anseriformes, Anatidae. The coding region runs from base 43 to 1959 and encodes 638 amino acids. Gene Ontology annotation, cellular component: nucleus. Gene Ontology annotation, biological process: double-strand break repair via nonhomologous end joining.
UUGCCGGCGGCCCGCAGCCGCUCCAGCCAGCCGGGCACCGCCAUGGCGGCCGGGCCCCGUCCCCAUGGCAACGCGCCCGGGCCGCCCGGAAGCACUUGCAGGCCCCGCGGCCUACCGGGGGUGGGCCCGGCCCCGGUUCCCCUCGGGCUCCCGGGGUGUUUUGGGGGGCCCCGCGGGUCCGGGCAGGGCGAAGAGGACGAGCAACUGCAGCCGAACGUCCCGCCAGCGGAGCGAGGCCCAGCCCAGCCUAUGGAGCCACGGGGGAUUGUCAAAGCCUUUCCCAAGAGGAAGAAGGUGAGGGAUGAUUCCGGGAAAAGCAUCCCUCCAAAGAUCCCAAAAGAAGGAACAGGGGUACCUGAGGCAGAGUGGCUGAAACCAGUCACCGCCUACGUGUUGCAAGCUGGCAUCGGCCAAGCCAGGGCAGAGAUCUUCCGUAAGCAAAUUGUCCAGAAUGGGGGUCGUGUAUGCGACCAUCUCUCCUCGGAGGUGACGCACGUCAUUGUGGCUGAAGACAUGGAUUGUGAUCGGUCCUUUCGGCUCCUGAAAUUAACCAAGCUGCCUUCAGGGCUGCAGCUAGUGAAGGCAUCCUGGCUCAGUGCUUGCAUUAGAGAUCAGGAGCUGCUGAGUACCACUGGCUACGGUGUCUUUGUCCCUCAGAGGUACCUGGAAAAGGGAGAACAGCAGAAACAUCAGCAGCCCCUGGGCAAUGAAGAGGUCCAGCCCUCAGCAGACAAGGAAGCCGCGGAACCAAACACUAAAGCACCAGUGGGGGACUUCUCACUGCAAAGCCAGUCCGAGAAAGUCUGUGACGAUGAAGACAGUGAAGGAGAAGAUGCUAGUGUCACCCAAGGGGAUCUGGAAGCACUGAUUUCUGGCCACUACCCUGUGAAAUUGUCGGAGGAGACCAGUGACAGCUCUUCCACAGUGGCUCAGCCUGCCAGCAAGUGGGUUUGUGCUCAUUCCUCCGACAGCAAGAAGGAGAAUCACAACCAGUGCAUCACAGAGAAGCUGGAAGUGCUGGCAAAAGCCUAUUCUGUCCAGGGGGACAAGUGGAGGGCUCUGGGCUACUCCAAAGCCAUCAAUGCACUCAAGAGCUACCACAAGCCAGUCACCUCCUACCAGGAAGCCUGUAAAAUUCCUGGGAUCGGGAAGCGAAUGGCAGAGAAGAUCCUGGAGAUCUUGGAGAGCGGGCACCUGCGGAAGCUGGAUCACAUCAGUGAGAGUGUGCCUGUGCUGGAGCUGUUUUCCAACAUCUGGGGAGCCGGCGUCAAGACAGCUCAGAUGUGGUACCAGCAGGGUUUCCGGACGCUGGAUGAUAUCCGCACGAAGGCGUCUCUCACCAGCCAGCAAGCUGUGGGACUGAAGCACUACGAGGAUUUCCUGGAGCGCAUGCCCCGGGAGGAAGCUGCAGAAAUAGAACAGACCGUCAGACAAGCAGCCUUGGCCCUGAAGCCUGGGCUCGUGUGCGUGGCUUGUGGCUCCUACCGCCGGGGGAAGCCCACCUGCGGAGACGUGGACGUGCUGGUCACUCACCCCGACGGGCAGUCUCACCGCGGGGUGUUCAACAAGCUGCUCGACAGCCUCCACAGGAGCGGCUUCCUUACAGAUGACCUAGUGAGUCAGGAGGACAAUGGUGAUCAGAAGAAGUACCUGGGGGUCUGCCGCCUCCCGGGGCCAGCCCGGCGUCACCGCCGUCUGGACAUCAUCGUGGUGCCUUACGGCGAGUUCGCCUGCGCCCUGCUCUACUUCACCGGCUCGGCUCACUUCAACCGCUCCAUGCGCGCCCUGGCCAAGACCAAGGGCAUGAGCCUGUCGGAGCACGCCCUCAGCUCGGCUGUGGUGCGAGGUCCCGGUGGUGUCAAGGUGCUACCUGGUCGUAUUCUGCCCACCCCCACCGAGAGAGAUAUCUUCAUCCAGCUGGGACUGCCUUACCGGGAGCCCUCCGAGCGGGACUGGUGACACCCUGCUGUCACCCAGCUGCCGUGCUGCUGGUUUGCAGGGGGCUGAUUUCCCUGGUGCUGCUCUGCAGUGACUGCAAGCUGGGGAAGGUAAACCAGCAAAUGGGGCCCUGCUGCUGCUAGCAGAGCUUUGUGGCUUCACCCAGCAGAGGGCGUGGGCUGGAACCAGGCUGGAAAUGCUGCCCGGUGCCACACGCAUCCU